Mangifera indica (mango) is the source of this 1274-nucleotide messenger RNA. RefSeq lists its product as uncharacterized. Lineage: Eukaryota; Viridiplantae; Streptophyta; Magnoliopsida; Sapindales; Anacardiaceae. The coding region runs from base 395 to 988 and encodes 197 amino acids. The record is from RefSeq and is a predicted model, not a curated record. The transcript is spliced from 3 exons.
UUCUUUCUACCAGCCAUUUUCUUUAAAAAACGAAAUAGAAAAACGUUACUUACCGACAAAAAAAGGAAACAGAAGAACGUAGUUUUUUUUCUCAUUUCCCUUGUGCGUAAGCAUAGAAGAAAACAUAGCACAUAGAUACCUGUGUCUGUCUCCAUGGCGGAGAUUUAGUAAAUAUUUCGUUAAUUGAUGUAAAAUUAAAAUGAAAUGAGAUGAAGGUAAUUGAAGAUGGGUUCAGAAUCGAACUCGACUACUACGUCAACAUCAUCUCCAUCCUCAACUGGGAAGCGAAGUAGAGAUCCAGAGGAUGAAGUUUAUCUUGACCAUCUUCGCUCUCACAAGCGUUACCUAAGCGAGAUAAUGGCUAUUUAUCGGGGAAACUUUAUUUGUGCAGAUAAUGGCUUCCAGCUUAAAUGGAUUAACUGUCGGAGAUCCACUUUCAGAGAAUCUCAUGGAAUCGCCGGCCAGGGAUGAACUUCCCAUGCAGUAUUCACCAAUGUCUGAAGAUUCUGAUGACUCAAGAUUUUGCGAGGCCCAUAUACACAAUUGCUUAUCCCAAAGUGAUAGCCUGCCCACCCGUCCAAUUUCUCCGCACAGGUACCAGAGGCCACUGAGUGGGUUCUCUUCUGCUCCUUCUACCAGUUCAUAUCCUUCACAUAACUGUUCUGUUAGUGGCUCACAGCCACGUCAACGAGGCUCGGAUUCUGAGGGCCGGUUCCCAUCAUCACCUAGUGAUAUAUGCCACUCAGCUGACUUGAGGAGAGCUGCGCUCUUGAGGUCUGUGCAGAUGAGAACACAGCCUCCUGGCAUGCCAUCUUUUGAACAGGAACCUGUUGAGGAGCAGCCGUGCUCAUAUAUCAAGUCUUUAGUUGAUGAGAGGGAGUAUCAGAUUGAGUGUUCUUCACUGCCAAUGUCAGAGCCUGAAUUUAGUCGGGAGAAAUCGUGCAGAGUGCUAGACUUGAAUAUGAAAGCACAAGAGUCUCGGGGCUAAAUGCUUCAGGAACCGAAUUCUUCAAAUCUGUGCUAACCCUCAUUUUGUGAGUUUUUGAAAUUUUUUUUUUUUUGGUAGCAGGUGGAUGGCUUUCAUCAGUGUAUCUCUAGUCUCCAUUGCAUAGAAAAUAGAUGAGGCUUGUAACUAGCGAUACACUUGUUUACCUCAGUAAUCCGUUAAUGUUGAGCUUCUAACCUGACCGAUUUUCAAAUCCUUUAUGUCGUAAAUCGAUCAGGUAUAUUUACCCGUUUGCUAUAAUGAUAUUUUUUCUAUUCUCUCCCCUCUA